This is a messenger RNA of Fusarium keratoplasticum, 1662 nucleotides long. RefSeq lists its product as uncharacterized. The transcript has 6 exons. Bases 1 to 1662 code for a protein of 553 amino acids. NCBI's taxonomy places the organism in Eukaryota, Fungi, Ascomycota, Sordariomycetes, Hypocreales, Nectriaceae. The record is from RefSeq and is a predicted model, not a curated record.
AUGUCUUUCGGAUUCUCUAUCGGCGACUUUUUAGCGGCUGGGAAGCUCAUCAAUGAUAUAGUUUCUUCCCUUCGCCAUUCUUCAGCCUCAUCCUACCAGGAGCUCAUCGUCGAGCUUCAUGGCCUCAAGCGCGCCUUGGACGAGAUCGAGCAUCUCCCAUGUCCGCCUGGCCAAGAAGCAGCGCUAAAUAGUGUAAAGGUCGCGGCUCUCAUGUGCCAGUACCCGCUUGACCAGUUUGCCUCGAAGCUGAAGAAGUACGAGAGGCUUGAAGUCCAGCCCCAGCAUGGCGACAGCUCAAGCAAGUCAGACAGGCUGAAGUCCUGGGGACUGAAGGUUCAGUGGGGUGUCGGCAUGGAAAAGGAUGUCGUAGAGCUUCGGGCAUAUAUUGCGACACAUGUGGGCAGUCUGAAUAUGCGGCUCAUUACUAUCGGCCUAUCUACAACCUUCUCCAACACGGAACAGAGUCAAACCGAAACCUCUAUUUUGCAAAGCAAGCUUGAGGAGGUUCGUAGUGGGGUUAUACAAUCAAGGCGUGAACAAACGCAACAGGGUUUGAUGAUCACUAAGGCUGCUUCCUUACUACAGAAUCUUUCCGAUUUGGUAUCCAUCGGUAUUGGAGUUCGGCUCGAAACCCUGAUCGAGCUUGCUCAGAACAUAUGGAGAUCGAACCUUCAAAUUAUGGCUGUUGUAACUCAGCUCCAGAGCCAACCUCCAAGGCCAGACACAUCUCGAACCUGGUUUCAGGAUCCUGUAAGAUUUGAAGACGCGCUUGGCCGUGUCCUGCCAAUCCCGUCAGAGUACGGCUGGAGUAAGGUACAUGCAAUCAUCAUGGACCAUUUUUCGACAGGUCCCGGGAGUGACAAAGUCAAAGCUGAGGAGUAUCUGCUCUUCAACUCCCUGGACUCAUCGCAGAUACUCUUGCAGGCUCGCACUGAGGGCCUGAUGCCUGGGAUGAGUAUCACGAUGGCUUUUAUCAUCGGCCGACACGGCCCCACCACUCUAGGCAACUGCCCGAGGGCUGGAUGCGUAUCAAGAAAGAUUGAAACCAGCAACGCUGGCGGCAAAUUCUGCACUCUUUGCAGAUGUUGGUUUAAUUCUACAAACGAGAGGAUAGCCUUGCCUCUGCAGCCAGAGAGAACCCCGUCGGAGACAGAUACAACAGGAUACAUUCCACAAAGUCGCCUCCGCCGAGAAAGACAUGCCGAUACUAUUCUCGACCGACAAGAUGCAAGCAGUUUCAAUGACCGACUUGAGGAGGAGCGCGCAUUUAAGAACAUAUUGAUCAAUUUCACAGAUCUCCCAGGUCGAACCAGUCAGACUACUUCGCCCCUCGGAGAGGAGGCCCUGCAGUGCGUCGAGCCUGGCUGCUACCGGGUUUUUGACCAGCCGUAUAAGCUAAAGCAUCAUCGGCGCUACCAUGCCAAGGAGCACAAGUGCCCCUUUCCAAAUUGUGCUAAAGGAUUCGGAACCAAGACUCACCUCCAACGGCAUAUAAACGACCGCCAUGAGAGGAGGAAGAGGUUUCAUUGUUUCGUGCCAGGAUGUGAUUACUCCAGAGAAGGAGGCAAGGGCUUCUCUCGCAAGGACAACUCGGUACGACAUAUGCUUAAGUUCCACGACAUGAACCGACUAAAUCUACCGGAGCCUGUGGAAAGCGACUAG